Messenger RNA from Capra hircus (goat), 5171 nucleotides. RefSeq names its product neuroligin 1 (gene NLGN1). The record is from RefSeq and is a predicted model, not a curated record. Gene Ontology annotation, biological process: presynaptic membrane assembly; neuron cell-cell adhesion; modulation of chemical synaptic transmission. The transcript has 6 exons. The coding region runs from base 947 to 3418 and encodes 823 amino acids. Gene Ontology annotation, cellular component: cell surface; synapse; postsynaptic specialization membrane. Lineage: Eukaryota; Metazoa; Chordata; Mammalia; Artiodactyla; Bovidae. Gene Ontology annotation, molecular function: neurexin family protein binding; signaling receptor activity.
CCAGGGUCCUCGGCAUUUUUUUGCUAGCUGUGCACCCAGAAUCCAAAAACAUUUUAGAAAGAAAGAAUCCACAGUUCUUUUGGUCAUCCGAACAGGGCUACGAAAUCGCUCUACUGGACAUCAGCACCAGGGAUUCAUUUUUGAGGUCAAUUUCCAAUCGAGAUAAAUCUAUUGGAUUAGUAGGAUUAUCUGAUUGCAGCUGAAAGAAGUAACGUUGUUUGAUCAUUUGUAUUUCUUGCCUGAUGCUCGGAUUUACAUGGAGGUGGCUUGGGGUCCUAAGGAUUCUGGAUCGUGGUUGCAGCUGGAGAGAAAAAAGGAUCAAUCGACACGUUUUGGAAGUGUCCGUGGGUGAAUAAAAAAAAAAAAAGGAAGGGGGGGGCGCAAAACUGGGGUUGCGGCUGCUUCGAGAAGAAAAAAAGAAAACAAAUAAAGGCAGCAUCUUGAAUUGUCAAACAAGAAUUACCGGAUGCUCAAGAUUCCAAAAUCAGCGUCUAGGAACUGGUAAAUACUUGGAGCAAUUCAGCUUGUAUUUGACGGCGAAGUGUUGUAGAAACUGUCUCCUUGAAUUAUUGGAAGGGGACUGGGGAAAGAUGAGGGGGCUCGCUCUGUGGAUUUAUCUUACUGAGGGAUAUAGACCUGCAGCUAACUGGAUUUGAUUUGUAAGCGGGAAAUGUACAGUCAGUGGCCACUCUCACCACAUUGCUACGAUGGAAAACAGAAUAGUCAAUAGGAUAUGGUCUGAUAAAUAGUGAUGAUUGAAGAUGCUACUUCAAUACACGUGAAAUCAAUGGAGAUACUGGCUGCACGAAGAGCUUUCUGAGCUUUUCUUGACAAACUCGCCUUUAAGAAAUCAGAGGGGUAGUCUACCAAUAUACGGUUUUUCUCAAGUGGAUACAAAUACCUGUGACUCACUGUAACCAGACAACUGUACAACUAAUGUGGGACCAUGGCAGUGCCCAGAUGCACGUGGCCAGAUUAUGUUUGGAGAGCAGUCACGGCCUGCUUGGUACACAGGGGGUUGGGUGCCUCAUUGACUCUUUGUGUGUUAAGCUGUUUGCUUCACGCUGCCCAUGUGCUCACACAAAAAUUGGAUGAUGCAGACCCACUGGUGACUACCAACUUUGGCAAAAUAAGAGGGAUCAAGAAAGAACUCAAUAAUGAAAUUUUGGGUCCUGUUAUUCAGUUUCUUGGUGUUCCGUAUGCAGCCCCGCCGACAGGGGAACAUCGUUUUCAGCCUCCAGAACCACCGUCUCCUUGGUCAGACAUCAGGAAUGCCACUCAGUUUGCUCCUGUCUGCCCCCAGAAUAUCAUCGAUGGCAGAUUGCCAGAAGUCAUGCUUCCUGUGUGGUUCACUAAUAACUUGGAUGUGGUUUCAUCGUAUGUACAAGACCAGAGUGAAGAUUGCCUGUAUUUAAACAUAUACGUCCCAACUGAGGAUGAUAUUCGGGACAGUGGUGGUCCCAAACCAGUGAUGGUAUACAUCCAUGGUGGCUCAUAUAUGGAAGGGACUGGAAAUUUAUAUGAUGGGAGUGUCUUGGCAAGUUAUGGCAAUGUGAUCGUCAUCACAGUCAACUAUCGACUUGGGGUACUCGGUUUCUUGAGCACAGGGGAUCAGGCUGCAAAAGGAAACUAUGGACUCCUUGAUCUCAUACAGGCUUUAAGAUGGACUAGUGAGAAUAUUGGAUUCUUUGGUGGUGACCCCUUAAGAAUCACUGUUUUUGGAUCUGGCGCUGGGGGUUCAUGUGUCAAUCUGCUGACUUUAUCCCAUUAUUCUGAAGGUAACCGUUGGAGCAAUUCAACCAAAGGACUCUUUCAACGAGCAAUAGCUCAAAGUGGAACAGCCCUUUCCAGCUGGGCUGUUAGUUUCCAACCUGCAAAAUAUGCUAGAAUGUUGGCCACAAAAGUUGGUUGCAAUGUUUCAGAUACAGUAGAGUUGGUGGAAUGCUUGCAGAAGAAGCCUUACAAAGAACUUGUUGACCAAGAUAUUCAACCAGCACGAUACCACAUAGCCUUUGGACCUGUGAUUGAUGGUGAUGUGAUACCAGAUGACCCUCAGAUACUGAUGGAGCAAGGAGAGUUUCUCAACUAUGAUAUAAUGUUAGGAGUUAACCAAGGGGAAGGAUUAAAAUUUGUUGAAAAUAUAGUAGAUAGUGAUGAUGGUAUAUCUGCUAGUGAUUUUGACUUUGCUGUUUCUAAUUUUGUUGAUAACUUAUAUGGAUAUCCUGAAGGCAAAGAUGUUUUGAGAGAAACCAUUAAAUUCAUGUAUACUGACUGGGCUGACCGUCAUAACCCUGAAACCAGAAGGAAGACGUUAUUAGCUUUGUUUACGGACCAUCAGUGGGUGGCACCAGCUGUGGCUACAGCAGAUCUUCACUCAAAUUUUGGUUCACCCACCUAUUUCUAUGCCUUUUACCAUCAUUGCCAAACAGAUCAGGUUCCAGCCUGGGCUGAUGCAGCUCAUGGAGAUGAAGUUCCCUAUGUACUAGGAAUACCCAUGAUUGGACCUACAGAGUUAUUUCCUUGCAAUUUCUCCAAAAAUGAUGUGAUGCUGAGUGCUGUCGUAAUGACAUACUGGACAAAUUUUGCUAAAACUGGUGACCCAAAUCAACCAGUCCCUCAAGACACAAAAUUCAUCCAUACCAAACCCAAUCGCUUUGAAGAAGUAGCAUGGACCAGAUAUUCCCAGAAAGACCAACUUUAUCUCCAUAUUGGAUUAAAACCAAGAGUUAAAGAACAUUACAGAGCCAAUAAGGUAAACCUCUGGUUGGAGCUGGUACCUCAUCUGCAUAAUCUCAAUGACAUUUCCCAGUAUACCUCGACAACAACUAAAGUGCCAUCAACUGACAUCACUUUCAGACCUACAAGAAAAAAUUCCGUACCUGUCACAUCAGCCUUUCCCACUGCCAAGCAGGAUGAUCCCAAACAACAGCCAAGUCCAUUUUCAGUGGAUCAAAGGGACUACUCAACAGAGCUGAGCGUCACUAUCGCCGUUGGAGCAUCACUGCUGUUUCUGAACAUCUUGGCCUUUGCAGCCCUGUACUACAAAAAGGAUAAGAGGAGACAUGACGUUCACAGGAGAUGCAGCCCUCAGCGCACGACUACCAAUGAUCUGACCCACGCACAAGAAGAGGAGAUCAUGUCCCUGCAAAUGAAGCACACUGAUUUGGAUCAUGAGUGUGAGUCCAUCCAUCCACACGAGGUGGUUCUCCGGACCGCCUGCCCCCCAGAUUACACACUAGCUAUGAGGAGGUCACCUGAUGAUGUUCCCUUAAUGACACCCAACACCAUCACAAUGAUUCCCAACACUAUACCAGGGAUUCAACCCUUACACACAUUCAAUACAUUUACUGGAGGACAGAACAAUACUCUGCCCCAUCCCCACCCCCACCCCCAUUCACAUUCAACAACCAGGGUAUAGCCAGAUAAGAGAAACAAACUAUUUUUUUGAUGGAUUGCAGUAAAAGAUUGCUGAAGAUUCCUUGGCUUUCAACCUACAAGACUCUUACUAUUUAAAUAAGGAGGAAUAUUAUGUGAAUAUACAUAUCAAGAACUUUGGGGGUUUUGAAAAAAAAAGAAUUGUACAUAUAUACACAAAUCAACUUUAAAAGCGAAUUUCAAUUGCUUGAAGCAGUUGUUCUGAAUGAUACUUUUUCAUUCACAUUCAAGAAUUAAUUUUUUGAAGAUUUAUGUUACAUAAUGGAAGUAGGCAUGUGGAACACCAAACAGGAAAGAACUAUGUCUGAAAUAUAAAAUAUAAAAAUUUAAAAAAUAACCAUGAAUAUGCACAAGGGACACACCAAUGGAAUGUCAGAUAAUUUUCACCAGUUUUUAUUUGGAGCUGUUUUAUUGUGUAGACCAUAUUUACAUAUUUGGAUAAGUACACAAAGCACCAAUGCUGUUAAUGGCCUUAGCAGAGGCUCAUGCUGAAAUUUGCCAGUAAAACAAAGAAGUUUAAAGACUGGCAGGUACAACAUUAUCACAUAAGUGCUGUCAGUAUAAAGUUGUGGGGAUAAAGGAAACUGGAUAUUUUUAGCACGAUGUGCAUGAUAAUUUAUAUGCUUGGUGGCUGUGCUGUUGAUUAAGCCGUAAUUAAAAUUCUUCUCAUCCCACUGAAGUUUUUAAUAGAAGCUUCCUCCAUCAAUUGGCAGAAACUAAAGAAGAAUUUAGGGGGCAAAAGUAAUUACAAUAAAAUAAUUCACAGUAGUUUUGAUAAUAGAAGGAAUUAGUUACUAAAUGUAUCUGAAGAAACUAUAGGCAUAGUGGUGAAUACUCGCUGAUAUGAAUCCCAGAAAAAAAAAAAUUUCCUGUGUUUUUAAUGUUCUUUUCAUUCCCAUCUAAAUAUUUUCUAGAAAUAUAACCCUAAUCGGACAUAUGUUACAGAAUCUAUAAUUUGCUGUGGUUUUUGUUAUUCUGUAUUUUGUUCCUUUGGGUAAGGUGAAGUGUGUCCAAAGAGUAACUUGCAAGUCUUUAUGAUCUGAGGAUGCCCCAAAUUACCACUCUGAUUACAGUUCUCAGUUCAUUGAUUUACUCAUGUUGCAUGACAAAAUGUUUACUGAUAAUAAUUCAGUAUAAAGUUAUGUCCCUCCUCACAUCACUUAUCUUUCUCACUGAGGUUCCUUCACUGGAAUUUACUCACACAGUCUCAAUAGAGUGCAACGUAGAUAAAGAACCUAGAAGGAGCGUCAACACCUGGAGGAUUAUAGUCUUACACGUACGUGUGAUUUUAAAUGAAUAGUCUAAGACCACAGAAAACUCUUCAUCCCCUUGUUGUUUACCAGUAACAGUAUAUCACAGACCUUUCCAAAUGUUUGUAUAUGUAAUCAGAUGUACAUUUAUAUUAAAAAAAAUCGAGAUGGACUUAAAGAGCACAUCCUGAUAAAUACUUUCUCUCUUACCUGUACUAUAUUUCUAUUAGACUAAAGUUAUGUGAUUUUUUUUUACAUUUUUUCAGAUGACUAGCAAUUUUGAUAGUUUGUAAGAUAAUGCAAAGAACUUUCUCUGACAAACUAACUGCAGUAACAGAAACCUUUCUUUUCAGUUACUCUUUUUCAAGAAUGAAAGCUUAUUAUACAAAAAAAAAUUGUAUACUACUUGAUGGAAACAACUUUGUACAUCUUGGCCAUGUCAUUGGUCAUUGCGUGAAAUAAAGAUAAUAAUGACUAUUAGUCCAA